AUGUCAUUAAGAUCGAAAUUAUCAUCAUUACGAGAAUAUCUUACUCCUAUCAAUCAUAAUUCUAAUUUUGUCACUACAGGAGAAAUUAGUCCUGAAGAAUUUGUUAAAGCUGGAGAUUAUUUAGUUUAUAAAUUUCCAACGUGGCAAUGGGGUACUGAUUGUCCUAAAAAUUUACAAAAAUCAUUUUUACCCCCAGAUAAACAAUAUCUUGUUACUAGACAUGUUCCUAGUUAUCAAAGAGCAUCUAAUUAUCUUACUGGUGAAGAUAAAAAAGAUGGAAACCCAGAAGAAGAAGAUGAGGAAGAAGAUGAGGAAGGGUGGGUGAAAUCAAAGAAAAUUCAUAGAGUGAUUGAUGAUGAUUCAUAUGGAACACAAAUUAAUAAGAGUGAAGAAAUUAAUGACAUUGAUGAAUUUAUUGAUGAAAAUGCUGAAGAACAAGAACAAGAAUAUGACGAAUCUGAAGAUCAUCAAUUGGAAGAUGAUGACUUUGAUGAUUUAGAUAUUAUCAAUGAUUCUAAAAAUAAUAAAUUACGAAGAUUUGAUUUAUAUAUAACUUAUUCAACUUCUUAUCGAGUUCCAAAAUUAUAUUUAGUUGGAUUUGAUUCUAAUGGUAUUCCAUUAUUACCACAGCAAAUGUUUGAAGAUAUAAAUUCUGAUUAUAAAGAUAAAACCGCCACAAUUGAGAAUUUACCCGUUGCUCAUAACACAACUUCAGUAUCAAUACAUCCUUGUAAACAUUCAUCAGUUAUGAAAGUACUUAUGAAACAUUCAAAAUUGAAUAAAAAAAAUUUACAACAGAAAGAUGAUAGUCUAAGUAAUGGUUUAAAUAAAUUAUCAGUUAAUGAAAAAGGUACCACAAAGGAAGAAAAUUCACAAUCACACGAUAAUGAGGAAGAAGAUGAGGAAGGUAUUAGAGUUGAUCAUUAUUUGAUUAUAUUUUUGAAGUUUAUUGCCAGUGUUACUCCAGGUAUUGAAUAUGAUUAUACUAUGGAUGCAUUAUGA
Molecule: messenger RNA, 1002 nt
Organism: Candida dubliniensis CD36
Lineage: Eukaryota; Fungi; Ascomycota; Pichiomycetes; Serinales; Debaryomycetaceae
Exons: 1
Coding region: 1-1002 (333 amino acids)
Biological process (GO): autophagosome assembly; nucleophagy; autophagy of mitochondrion
Cellular component (GO): cytosol; cytoplasmic ubiquitin ligase complex
Molecular function (GO): Atg8-family ligase activity
Source: RefSeq, a predicted model, not a curated record